AUGAUCAGUGCUUCGAGGCGCUGGUUCCGGCGCAAUCGCAAGACCCUCGCAAUCGGCACGGGCGUCAUCGGUGUGGGCUACCUCGCAGGCCAAUAUGUACUAGGCAAGAUUUCUGAAGCACGGGAGCGUAUGAGCAGUGACCGUAUCGCUCGCGAGAACUUACGGCGACGGUUCGAGCAGAACCAGACCGACUGUACAUACACCGUCCUAGCAUUAUUGCCGACUGCGGCCGAGGAUAUAUUGGAGGCUCUACCCGUGGAGGAAUUGACGAAGGAACUGCAGAAGAAACGCGCGGAGCGGCUGGCCCGUCUCAACGCUGGGGAGGGGACGGCGACGGGGUCGGACAUGAGCUCUGUUGCGCCUAGUCUAUUGGAAGAUGAUCGCAAAAGCGUGUCGAGCGAAUCGUUCCUGCGUACUAGUCAACUCGGGGAGUCGACUGUCGAAGGGGAUGCGCCCCAACCGAAGCGGAAUAAGACGCAGCUUUGGAAUGAGGUUAAGAUUACCUCUAUUACCCGCGCAUUUACCCUCCUAUACACCCUGUCCCUGUUGACAAUCUUCACGCGCGUCCAACUUAAUCUUCUCGGUCGCCGGAACUACCUUUCAAGCGUGAUAUCCUUGGCUACACCCGCAGACUCGUCAACAAUUAGGUUAGAGGACCAUGAUGAUGACUUGACCCAGACGCUCGGAAACGAUUUCGAGACCAACCGACGGUACCUUGCAUUUAGCUGGUGGCUGCUCCACCGUGGCUGGAAGCAAUUGGUGGAGGAAGUCCAGGCCGCGGUCGUGGAAGCGUUUGGGCCUCUUAACCCCAGGGAUGAUAUUACGUUUGACAAACUGUCGGAAUUGACCCUUCAGGUUCGUAAGAAGAUAGAAGGUGCCACCGAGGAAGACAGGAAACACCGAAAAUGGCUACCUUAUCUGCUUCCUCCCCGAGAAGAGGAGGACCACUUGCUAGACGAGUCCGGCGUCCUCGGGGUCACAGAACCCUCAACACCUCAGACAGCGGCGACGCUGCGACAUCUCCUCGAUGAGACGGCUGAUCUGAUCGACUCCCCCACAUUCACUCGUGUUCAGAUGCUCCUUAACAACGAAUGCUUCGAAACGCUGAUACAACAGUGCAAGAUGGAUGCGUUCAAAUCCGCAGGGCCGGUGACAGCCCCUCAAUCAUUCACGUCUGUCGCCACGGUAGUUCCGAUCAGGGAGAAUUCGGAACUCAAGACGAAGCUAGCGAAUGUCCUUGCCGUACUUGCUCGGCAAGCUCAUACCAUUGGCAACGGGACGUCUCCGCCGAACAUCUAUGUAAGUGCGAUGGAUCAAGGUGUACGGGAGCUUGAGGCGUUCGCGGCGGUGGUGUACAGUUCGAACUUUGAUUCCGAGCUUCUCGGCGCUGGAUCGGGUACCAACUCUUCCAACGCAACGGCUGCAGUUCCAGGCUCUGCUUCCUCAUCGCCGGUGAUAGUUGGCCGGGACGACCGACGCGCCGAGGACUCAACAACUACGACGAAUACUGACGAUAACGACUUGGAGAAGGCAUGGGGAAGAGCUGUGGUAGAACAGCCAAGCGGCGGUCCGACUGCAUAG
This is a messenger RNA of Aspergillus mulundensis, 1581 nucleotides long. RefSeq names its product peroxisomal biogenesis factor 3. Gene Ontology annotation, cellular component: peroxisomal membrane. The record is from RefSeq and is a predicted model, not a curated record. Gene Ontology annotation, biological process: protein import into peroxisome membrane. Lineage: Eukaryota; Fungi; Ascomycota; Eurotiomycetes; Eurotiales; Aspergillaceae. Gene Ontology annotation, molecular function: protein-macromolecule adaptor activity. The coding region runs from base 1 to 1581 and encodes 526 amino acids. The transcript is spliced from 4 exons.